Messenger RNA from Wyeomyia smithii (pitcher-plant mosquito), 1536 nucleotides. RefSeq lists its product as uncharacterized. The transcript is spliced from 3 exons. The record is from RefSeq and is a predicted model, not a curated record. Bases 780 to 1136 code for a protein of 118 amino acids. NCBI's taxonomy places the organism in Eukaryota, Metazoa, Arthropoda, Insecta, Diptera, Culicidae.
UUCAUGUAGAUUUUACGUGAUUGUCAUUUGAGUUCAUCAUGAGCUGGGAAGAUGGUUUAUCCUGUAAAUCUUAUUCACUAGACAUAUGCAUUUCAUGUGAGUUUCACGAAGAAUUUAACUACCGGUAAAGUGAAAACCAUUUGAUUGUCUGACUCAACGUUUUAUACAACGUAUAAUUUUCAAUUGUGGUUUCCCAAAUUCGUAUUCAGAAAUUAUCCAAAUAUGUUGCUUGAUAAGUCGCACGGGCAUGCAAAAUCGCCAAUUCGUAAAUUAAUUAAACGACAUACAAAAUGGCAAAAUGAUAUUGCGACAUUCGCUGGCGAUCAUCACUGUUAGCUGCAACUGUUUAUGUUCAGCAAAUUCCUCACAAUUUGAACUGAAUCUGUGUGAAAUCUCGAUGCCGGAUUCUUAUGGUUUUUCUAAAGCUCACUCAUUGGGAAGUCAUCGGGGAAUUCCUUUCAUGUUCAAAGGCGAAUUAGACAACAGCUUCGCCAUUUUGACCUCUGUGUAUUUUCCGUAUUUUCGCACGGAGAGUUCACGCGAUACUUCAUUCUGUUUUACGUUGCCAGGUUGACGUAGAUGCUACCUAAUAAAACAUAGUAUGCAUGUGAUUUUCACGUAGAGGUUAUGUUUGUCACAUAAAUCGUGCAAAAUGACAGAAAAUGAAUAAGUACAGGAAAUUUCACGUAACAAUAACGUGAAAAAUAUUUUGAGUGAGUGUUAUCCCAGCUCGCAAUAACUUUUUUUUCUUUUUGCGUUUCUUAACAUGAUUUCACAAGAUGCCACUGAAAUCAGAUUUAAUAUGGGACAAGCUAAACCAACGUUUGGCACAAGUUGAUCGCUCCAAGAGAUCAUUUUUGGCUAUUAUAUUUAGUCAUCUUCGCCAAGAUGGAAAAAUAGUCCGAACUGUUGUUUUGGACUGCAGUGCACUCAAAAUAGAAGAAAUAGAAUCGGGAUCAUCAUUUACAGCAACAUAUCCUGCCGAACGGAUCGACGCAUCUAUCGAAAUCGACGACGAUGAUUUCUACUCGGUUGCAACUAAGCAAACUACCUUUUCCUCCCUUAUGAAACAGGAGAAGGUAAAAGUCCAAGGCAACCCGGAAUGCUUCUUGAAACUGGACGAAAAGUUUAAGUAAAAUGUACUACAAAAAAGAAGAUGCACUUUUGGAUGGCACAACAGCAAAAAUAAUACUAAGACGGAGUAACUUUGCUCAUAAUCACUGAGAUUUACUUUAUUUUACACAUUGAAGCAUGCACAUCACAUUUAUUACAUUAAUAACCACCAUUCAACAAAUAAUGUAUUGUUGAAUUAAGCACACGAUCAUUUGCGUAUUAGUUAUGCUAACAGACAUACCAUUGCUUCAGUUUAUAUCCUUAAUAAGUGUACCCGUUUUCCUGUAGUAAAAUUCCUGAUCAAAAACUCUAUCGAAAUACAAUUACAUGUAAAAAAAUGAAUGUCAUGCCUUUUUUAGUGAAGACUAAUUGUAACUCUUAGUUUAAGUUAUUUGCUAAAAUAUAUAGUGUGAGACUCCUCAA